Anopheles funestus (African malaria mosquito) is the source of this 2071-nucleotide messenger RNA. RefSeq lists its product as uncharacterized. The record is from RefSeq and is a predicted model, not a curated record. Bases 287 to 1939 code for a protein of 550 amino acids. Lineage: Eukaryota; Metazoa; Arthropoda; Insecta; Diptera; Culicidae. The transcript has 3 exons.
AUUGAAAUCGAUGUUUUUUUUUUAAAUAGAAUAAAACAAUGAUUAAAUUAUACAGAAUUAGGUAUUUGAUCCUCUGUUGCAGUAAAAUGUAUCGUAAAAACAAUUCCAAUUUCUAUUGAAGAUUCUUUGCUUUUUUUACAUUUUAUUUGAAUCGCUCCCAACUAUCAGCUGUCACUAUCUAUAAACAACCCGGAAGCCUUGCAUUAUAUAAACAAAACGUUUGUGCAAAGAUAUGGUUCUGCUUCUUGCCCGGUGAACGGUACUAGUUUUACCCAUUUCUCAACAAAUGGCCAAACGUUUUUGGCCUAUUUUUAAUGUAACCUCGCGACGAUGUUUUCGCUCAUCACGCGCUACGCAAAGUGUACCACGCAAACGAUCUAUAACCGACGGCCUUACAUUCGGAUUGACCGGUAGCAUCGCCGGCGCUGUAACGUAUGAUGGUUUGGCGAAUGGUUUCGAAAACGUACAAGGUGCACAACGAUUCCUACGCUCUUUCGCCAUUGGUCUCAGCAUAUCCUUCGAUUACGCCUGGAGCUUGAAGGGCCUUCGGGAAGGCGAUGGUCUGUACGAAGCAGUACUACCAAAGGUUCAUUUACGAUCGGCGAAAAAACUACUGGAUGGAUGCCUGGCGAAUGGUGGACUGUACAUUAAAAUUGGCCAAGGUGUAGCUGCAGUGAAUCACAUCAUACCGAAAGAAUACGUCGAUACGCUGCGCCAGCUGGAGGAUCGUUGUCUCACCCGGCAACCGGGCGAGGUGCGCUCGCUGUUCAUUGAAGACUUCGGAUUACCACCGGAGGAAAUAUUUGCCAGCUUUCAGUACGAAGCGAUAGCGGCCGCCAGUUUGGCCCAAGUAUUCCGUGCUGUAACAAAGUCUGGUGAACAGGUAGCGGUCAAGGUGCAGUACGCAGAUCUGAGGAAGCGGUUUGACGGUGAUUUACGUACAAUUAUAUUUCUUCAGAAGCUUGUUGCGCUGUUGCACAAGAACUACAAUUUUGGAUGGAUUAUAGACGACCUGCAAGGAACGCUUCGUGAAGAGCUGGAUUUCGUACACGAAGGUAAAAACGCAGAACGUUGCGCCAAAGAUUUGGAACGUUUCGACUAUGUGUACGUUCCGAAGGUGCUGUGGAACCUGACGAACGAGCGCAUCCUCACGACGGAAUUUAUCGAUGGAUGUAAAGUGAGCGAUCGCGCCUCAAUCGAAGAAAUGCAGCUUGACCUAUCCGAGAUCGAUAAACAACUGUUUACCGCGUUCGGCCAGCAGAUCUUCUCAACCGGAUUUGUACACGCCGAUCCUCACCCAGGGAACGUGUUCGUCCGGAAAGAUCCUUCCAAUAAGAAACGAAUGCAGCUCGUCCUACUCGAUCACGGGCUGUACGAGCAGUUGGCACCAGGUGUUCGGGAAAAUCUUUGCCGAUUUUGGGAAGCGAUUGUCCUACGAGAUCACGAUGCAAUGCAGCACUACUCAAACGCAUUAAACGUAGCGGAUUAUCGUACGUUUGCGGAAAUAUUGCUACAGAGGCCGCUGGAAUUGCAUGGUACGGGAAAGUUCUCUACACGACUCACUGAGCAAGAUCUUUCAUAUAUGGCAAAGCAGGCGAAGGAACAUUUUGAUCGCAUCAUGGGAACGCUCAAAUCAAUGCCAAGGAAUUUAAUUUUAAUUCUCCGCAAUCUAAACACGAUACGCUCGAUCGCACGGGAUCACGGCGAUCCCGUCGAUCGGCCGAGAGUAUUGGCUCGCUGUGCAUUGGCUGCCCUCUGCCCGUCUCGUCGCAAUGUACGCAACUUUCUGUGGGUCACUUUUCGCAAGUUACGCUUUGAGUUUCUCUUGUGGCGACAAUCAUUCCAUUAUUGGAUCGUAAGCUAUUAUCUCCGGUUGCUGACGAGAGUUGGACGAUCACCGGACACUUCGCAUCUGAUGUAUAUUAAUAUUGAAGUAUGAGCACGGCUUAGCGCAUUAUUUUAUGACGACUCAUCGGUCACAUCGGUACGGUGGAAACGAACAAUUAGUAUUACAUUUUUGUUUUUGUUCAAGAUUUCAAAUAUAUUUAAAAAAAAGUUUGUAAGUUGUAAA